Glycine soja is the source of this 1278-nucleotide messenger RNA. Its product is annotated as U-box domain-containing protein 40. Bases 73 to 1062 code for a protein of 329 amino acids. NCBI's taxonomy places the organism in Eukaryota, Viridiplantae, Streptophyta, Magnoliopsida, Fabales, Fabaceae. The transcript has 2 exons. The record is from RefSeq and is a predicted model, not a curated record. Gene Ontology annotation, molecular function: protein binding. Gene Ontology annotation, cellular component: cytoplasm; nucleus.
UACCACUGCCUGACAUAGAAGAUUUUGAGACCUCGGAAUAAGGCACAGCAAAAGAAUUAGAAACCAGCUCCAAUGGAAAAAGAGGUUGUGGAAAACCUUUGGAACGGUGAUAGAGAUUCUCAAAUUCAAGCAGCUUUGGAACUGGGUAGAUUAAGCAGGAAGCAGAGGCACAAGUUGGAAGAGAGUGGUGUUAUGGUUCCUCUUGUUUCCAUGCUUCAUUCUCAAGACUAUGAAGCCAUAGAAGCUGCUUUGUGUGCCUUGCUCAGCCUUUCCUUUGGCAGUGAAAGAAAUAAGAUUCGGAUCAUCAAAUCUGGAGCUUUGCCAGUUCUGGUGAGUCUCCUCUAUUGUCAUAGCCAGACAGUGAUCAUACAAUUGACAUUAGCAGCCAUGCUAACCCUCUCUUCUUGCAAGGCAAAUAAGGUAGCAAUUGCUUCAUCUGGGGCUAUCCAACUCUUGGCUGAAUUUGUCAACAGCAAUUGUAGCACUCAGUCUCAGCUUGAUGCUAUAGCUACUCUACACAACCUCACAACCUGCAAAGAGAUUAUGCCAUUGAUUGUCUCUUCUGGUGUUAUGUUCUCCUUGCUUGAACUGAUCCACAGCACAGUAAAAUCAUCUCCAUUGGUUGAGAAAGCAAUUGAGUUGCUAGAGAACAUUGUGUCUUCAUCAGAGAGUGCACUUUGUAAGGCUGCUGGUGCUGGUGGAGCGAUCGGGAUACUAGUCGAGACUAUUGAAGAUGGAUCUUUACUAAGCAAAGAGCAUGCAGUGAGUAUACUUUUACUUAUAUGCCAGAGCUGCAGAGAGAAAUAUAGAGGGUUGAUUUUGACAGAGGGAGUGAUGCCAGGAUUGCUUCAGUUAAGUGUGGAUGGAACAUGGAGAGCCAAAUCCAUCGCUCAAGAACUGUUGUUGCUUCUGAGGGACUGCUCCAAUUAUGGCUCAAGAUGUAAACAAAUCAAUCAUGAGCUUAUAGAACGGAUAAUGGAAGAAAUUGAAGCAGAAGGAGAGAAAUUGGCAGAUACUACUUUAAGGUUGGUAGAGGAAAUGAUUGCAAAGCUCAAUGCUUAAUAAGUCAAGUAAGCCUUCAUGCAUCACUUUUCUUUUUCCUUUCUAACUUGUUGGCUGACAAGGACUUAUAGUUCAGGACUUCAUUGCUAAGAAAAUAUUAGUAAACCAAUGUAGAAUUGAGACCAUUGCUGUGUACAUAAAAUUGGUUCGGGAUCUCUGGUAUCAUUUAUAUUUGAAUUUGGUGGUAUCAAUUGCUAGGUAUGCUUGGCUGCUAAC